GCCGGCCGGGGGCCCUGCGGAGCCGGGCUUGGGCCAGCGUCGCGGGCCGCCGCCUCUAUGGGGUGUUGACAAGUCUCUUAGAAGGCUUUGGAAGGCUGAAUGGGCUAAACAUGAAGAGCUUGAAAGCAAAGUUCAGGAAGAGUGAUACCAAUGAGUGGAAUAAGAAUGAUGAUCGGCUGCUGCAGGCCGUGGAGAAUGGAGAUGCUGAGAAGGUGGCUUCUCUGCUGGGCAAAAAGGGAGCCAGUGCCACUAAACUCGACAGCGAAGGCAAAACCGCUUUUCAUCUGGCUGCCACAAAAGGUCAUGCAGAGUGCCUCAGGAGCAUGGUUACCCAUGGCGCGGACGUAACAGCCCAGGAUACUGCUGGGCACAGUGCUUUACACCUUGCAGCAAAGAACGGCCACCAUGAAUGCGUCAAGAAGCUUCUUCAGUCUAAAUGUCCAGUAGAGAGCCUCGACAACUCUGGAAAAACAGCUUUACAUUAUGCAGCGGCAUUUGGUUGUCUUCAAGCGGUUCAGGUUCUGUGUGAGCACAAAAGCCCCAUUAACCUCAAGGAUUUGGAUGGGAAUAUACCUCUACUUCUUUCAGUACAAAAUGGCCAUACCGACGUCUGCAGGCAGCUCCUGGAUCAUGGUGCGGAUAUCAAUUCCAGGGACAAAAAUGGAAGGACAGCGCUGAUGCUGGCUUGUGAACACGGCAGCUCCGACAUCGUGGAAGCUCUCGUUCAGAAGGGGGCUGACUUGAACUUGGUGGACUCUCUCGGACACAAUGCCCUUCAUUAUUCCCAGCUGGUGGAAAAUGCAGGAAUUCAGAACCUCUUAGUAUCCAAAAUCUCUCAGGAUCCUGACAUAAAGACUCCAACAAAGCCAAAGCAGCAUGAUCAAGUCUCUAAAAUAAACUCAGAAAGAAGUGGAACUCCAAAAAAACGCAAAGCUCCACCUCCUCCUAUCAGUCCUUCCCAGUUAAGUGAUGUCUCCUCUCCACGCUCAAUUACCUCAACUCCAGUGUCUGGCAAAGAGUCAGCUUUCUUCUCAGAAACUCCAUUCAAGCAAGAAGAAGUCAGCUUAAUACGAGAAAACAAGGACAGGCUGAGUGAUAGCACUGCGGGGGCUGAUAGCUUAUUGGAUGUAAGCUCUGAUGCAGACCAUCAGGAUCUUCUUCUACUGCUGCAAGCAAAAGUUACUUCUCUUACAUUGCACAAUAAAGAAUUACAAGACAAGCUACAGAACAAGUCACCAAAAGGGCUAGAAGGAAACCUGAGCAUUGAUUCCUAUCAUUCCACCCAAACUGAUUUGGAACCCUCGAUAGACCGACCAAAUGACACCACGACUCCAGAGCCAAGAUCACCUAAGCCUGUACUGACCCCUCCUCCGGAUAAAGCCACCGGCAGCAGCGAGGUCCAAAUCCAGCAGCUACAAGAAAUUUUGCAAGAUGUUCAAAUGAAGCUUGACCAAUCUGAAGCGGAGAGAAGGCAGUUGGAGGCCCAGCUCCAGUCUAGAGUCCCAGAAUCACUUGGCUUGAAUGGCUUAGAGGCGUUAGAAAAUAACUCCGAUCUGAACAAGAAGUUUAAAGAAACCGAGAGGAAGAGCGAGGAGGCCAGAGACGUGGUUUCAGCUCUACCAAAGCAGAUGGAAUCAGGCCCUCCCCUGGUAAACAAGGAGGGCCAUUCGAAAAUGGAUGAAUUGGGGAUGGCACGGGAGGAGAUGGAGGGGCUAAAACGAAAGCUUCAGGACGCCUUCGAAGAAAGUGAAAGAAAUAAGGAGAAAGUGCGAGAGAUGGAGGAGAAACUAGGAGAGAAGGAAAGGAACGUGGUUAAUGAAAUGUCCGCGAAAGAGUACGAGAAAAUGAAGAGUUCCUAUGCCUCAAUUAUCGAGCAUAUGAACCAGGAGAAGGCUUUUGUGAUUGAAAAGUACAAAGAAGCGCAAGAAGAGAUCAGAAGGUUGCAAGACACCCUGAAAAGUCAGGUGCCCCAGGAAUCCAGCGAUGAAACCGGCGAGAUGAAAGAAGCAAUGAACAGAAUGAUAGACGAACUCAAUAAACAAGUGAGCGAGCUGUCUCACCUCUACAAGGAAGCGCAAGCAGAGCUGGAGGAUUACAGGAAGAGGAAGUCGCUAGAGGAGGUGACGUCCGACUACAUCCAUAAAGAGGAGCACGAGAAGCUGAUGCAGGUGAACAACGCGUCCAGAGUUAAAGCGGAAGAGGCGUUGUCAGACAUGAAAUCCCAGUAUGUGAAGGUAUUGAAUGAAGUGACGCAGCUCAAGCUGUUGGUCGAUGCCCAGAAGCAGAACUCUGUGUCCAUCACAGAGCACCUGCAGGUGGUGACCGCACUCCGGAGUUCGGCCAAGGAAACGGAGGAGAAGAUGGCCGGUCUCAAAGAACAGCUCGCCAACAAGGAAGCCGAAGUGAAAAGCCUCCAGAAAAAUCUGUCGGAUGAGAAAGCUGCAGUAAGCGACGCGAUGGUGCCCCGGGCUUCCUACGAAAAGCUCCGGGUGUCUUUGGAGGGUGAAGUCAGCGUGUUGACUUCCAAGUUGAAGGAUUCGCAGAGGGAAAGAGAGAAGACCACUUUAGAGGCCUCUCAGGUGAAAAGUGAGCUCUCCCAGCUCAAAAGGGAAAAGGAAAAUGUUCACAGUCUCUUGAAAUCUAAGGAGCAGGAGGUGCACGAGCUUCUUCAGAAAUGCCAACAGACUCAAGGAGAGCUUACGGAAAUGAAGCGGUCUUCAGAGAGCUCUUCAAAACUGGAGGAAGAUAAAGAUAAAAAGAUAAAUGAGAUGUCAAAGGAAGUGAUCAAGUUAAAGGAAGCCUUGAACAGCCUUUCUCAGCUGUCCUAUUCAACAAGCACCCCCAAGAGGCAAAGUCAGCUGCUCGACGCUCUACAGCAGCAGGUGAAACAACUGCAGAAUCAGCUAGCGGAAACCAAGAAGCAGCACCAGGAGAUUGUAUCAGUUUACAGAAUGCAUCUUCUCUAUGCCGUUCAGGGUCAGAUGGAUGAAGAUGUCCAGAAGGUUCUGAAACAGAUCCUCACCAUGUGCAAGACUCAGUCCCAAAAGAAGUGAAACCCUCUCCCAGGUGUCCUGGAGCUAGGGAGUUUCCCAGAUUUGCCUUAAAACACAAGUUGUAGUCGGCAACCACUGCCAUUUGUCCUGUUCUCGGCAAUGCACUAUGAGCUAACAAUAGCACUAACAGCGUCUCCCUUCUUCACUAAGGCCCAUGAGGACUGGCCCGUGGCGGAACCGGUCUGUGGGUCCUGAGAGGUGACCGGGCCGUCCCUCCUCCUCUCCUCACAAUCUCGAACCUGGAUCCCAUGACCCGCCAGCACUGCGGGUCCAGGUGGCCAUCCUGAGUCCGGAUCUGCCUGGCCGAAGGCUUCAAAGAGUAUUUUUUGGGGGUUGUGAGGUCCAGCCAAGGGAGGUUCUGGCUUCAGUCUGCUCCGCAUCCUGCCUGGGGUUCAGGGCCCACUAUUCUGAUCCCUGGCUUGGUUCUUCCUCACAUCUCCCCCCUUCCCCUUUCCAUGUUCCGCACCUCAGCUCCUAGGCUGUGUUUCUCCUGAAGGGGAUGUAGAAGGAGACGGUCCCUGCCCCUGGUUACUGGAUCCACCCUCCCAUCGCUCAUCACUCCCCUCUCCCCCCUCCAUCUCUCCCCCAGUGGAGUAAGCACAACAGGUUUCCAAGUUGGGUUACAGUCUCCCUUCCGAGCUGCAUCUCCCCACACCCCCACCAUUCAGCCCGGCAGUCAGAGAAUUGGGAACGAUUAUAAUCACGGUUAAAAUCCGGGUUACAGGCCGAAUGGGGUUGGGUGGUUUUUUAAGCAAAACUAUGAAAAAUUGUGAACUUUCUAUGCAAGCUUGCCUACUACUGUUAAUCCGCGAAGCUCAGGAAAUUCAAAUACACAAUUUUCAAACAAGGGAUUACAGUGAACAGAGUGUUUACAGCUAAAAGAAAUGCCUCAUAGUCCCUCACCUCACUUUUGUAAAAAAUCUUUUUCCUCCCUUUAUAUUUUUAUUGGCCCUUUCAUUUUUUUUUGUACCUAACCAUUUACUACAGAAAGUUUGCAUUAAGCUAUAUUAGCAAAAUCUUUUAGGUAACCAUGUUUUAGACUUAAGAAAAAUACCUUGACCCAAAGCACUCAGCUGUAGUGAAGUGUAAUAAAUGAGAAGAGUCUGCAUCAUAUACCACAGGGGCAGUUUUUCAGAAGAUAGCGACAGGUAAUUCUCUUUGAACAGUCUAACUAUGCCAAUAUUUCUGCCCACUGUCCAUAGGGAGAACGAACUGUCAUUGCCCACUAAUUUUUAAACCUUGAAGCGAGAAUUGACACCGUCCUAAACAUGGUAUAGUUACGGUGCUGAACAGAGCCUUAUAGUUAGCCACUACAUUUAAAGGUUAAAAAAACCCUUCUUUUAACUAGCUUGCUGCUUCCCUUAUGGUUUUGACCUUGUCGGAGGAGAUAAAUCCAGUUCUGUAAAUCUUCAGGGUUAUUAGCACCUGAAGUGUUUGCCUGUUUUAACAGUGUCUGCACUGCUUCGGGCUGCUUGGACUCCAAGUCUCUAUUCUCUCUAUCAGAUGAUAUCCAACGGUGUCAAAGCAAAAUGGCUUGAAAACUUUGCAGUGGAGUAGCCUUGGUGUUACUGUUCUCAAUUUGGUUAAUUCCGUGUCCUUUCUGGUUAGCCAGUUGUGAAAAUGCUCCCAAGAAAUACGAAAGGACAUUUUGUUGCAGCACUUAAAAUGCAUAACCCCCCCUCCGAAAAAAGAAAUCCAGCAUGCACAUGCUACAGAGAAUAAAACUUGAGACGUUUUGUAGGUUGCCUGACGAAUCUAGUCUUUUAUCAUUUUUCAUUAUGCAUAUUUAUUACAAGUAUCCUGGUUAAUUAUUGAAACGUUAUACACUAUACUCUAGCCUUUCGUGUUUGUAAUUUACAAAAUUUUAUUCAGAAAAUAAACUUUGGU
Messenger RNA from Tachyglossus aculeatus (Australian echidna), 4940 nucleotides. It is a transcript of the gene RAI14, whose product is annotated as retinoic acid induced 14. The coding region runs from base 111 to 3053 and encodes 980 amino acids. Lineage: Eukaryota; Metazoa; Chordata; Mammalia; Monotremata; Tachyglossidae. The record is from RefSeq and is a predicted model, not a curated record. Gene Ontology annotation, biological process: signal transduction. Gene Ontology annotation, molecular function: actin binding. The transcript has 18 exons. Gene Ontology annotation, cellular component: membrane.